Messenger RNA from Electrophorus electricus (electric eel), 4156 nucleotides. RefSeq names its product TEA domain family member 1a (gene tead1a). Gene Ontology annotation, molecular function: RNA polymerase II cis-regulatory region sequence-specific DNA binding; DNA-binding transcription factor activity, RNA polymerase II-specific. Gene Ontology annotation, cellular component: transcription regulator complex. Gene Ontology annotation, biological process: hippo signaling; regulation of transcription by RNA polymerase II; embryonic organ development. The record is from RefSeq and is a predicted model, not a curated record. Lineage: Eukaryota; Metazoa; Chordata; Actinopteri; Gymnotiformes; Gymnotidae.
GACUGUCUGAGGGUAAAAAAAAACAAACAAACAAACAAUAGUCACCGGCUUUAGCUGCAUUUCUAUUCACUAAGCUUGAGUAAACAGGUCAAAAGCACAUACAUUAAUUUAUGGUGUUUGAGACUCCUGUCUCGGGUCUUCUCCUGCCCCAGCCAUUGCCAUGGAUCCAGGCAGCUGGAGCGGCAGUGAGAGUGGCAGCGGCGAGGACAUCGAGAGGAUGAGUGACUCGGCGGAUAAACCCAUGGACAACGACGCCGAAGGCGUGUGGAGCCCUGACAUCGAGCAGAGCUUCCAGGAGGCCCUGGCCAUCUACCCGCCCUGCGGCCGACGCAAGAUCAUCCUGUCUGACGAGGGCAAGAUGUACGGCCGUAAUGAAUUGAUAGCCAGAUACAUCAAACUAAGAACUGGAAAGACAAGAACAAGAAAACAGGUUUCUAGUCACAUCCAGGUUCUUGCCCGACGGAAGUCCAGAGAGCUUCAUGCUAAAUUAAAGGAUCAAAGUGUGAAGGACAAAGCACUGAAGAGCAUGGCCGGCAUGUCUUCUGCUCAGAUUGUCUCAGCCACAACCAUCCACAACAAACUCGGCUUGGCAGGUCUCCCGCAGCCCGGUUUCCCCGGGGCACCAGGGUUUUGGCAGCUGUCGACAGGCCAUCCAGGAUCCUCCCAGGACAUUAAACCGUUCCCACAGCAGGCCUACACUGUGCAGACACCUACGGCUCUGUCAGGUUACGAGCCUGCAGCUGCUCCUGUAUCCAGUCCACCAGCCUGGCAGGGUCGCUCUAUUGGCACAACUAAACUGCGGCUGGUAGAGUUCUCUUCAUUCCAGGAGCUGCAGAGAGACCCAGAAUCUUUCAACAAGCAUCUCUUCGUGCACAUCGGCCAGACGAGCCACUCGUACAGCGAGCCGCUGCUGGAGGCAGUGGACAUCCGUCAGAUCUAUGACAAGUUUCCGGAGAAGAAGGGAGGUCUAAAGGAGCUGUUUGCGAAAGGGCCCCAGAAUGCCUUCUUCCUCGUGAAGUUCUGGGCCGACCUGAACUGCAGCAUCCAGGAGGACUCGGGGGCUUUCUAUGGAGUGACCAGCCAGUACGAGAGUCCUGACAACAUGACCAUCACCUGCUCCACCAAGGUGUGCUCCUUCGGCAAGCAGGUGGUGGAGAAAGUGGAGACGGAGUAUGCGCGCUUUGAAAAUGGACGCUUUGUGUACAAGAUCAGCCGCUCGCCCAUGUGCGAGUACAUGAUCAACUUCAUCCACAAGCUCAAGCACCUGCCUGAGAAAUACAUGAUGAACAGCGUCCUGGAGAACUUCACCAUCCUGCUUGUGGUUUCAAACAGAGAAACCCAGGAAACCCUGCUAUGCAUGGCCUGUGUGUUUGAAGUGUCGAACAGUGAGCACGGUGCCCAGCAUCACAUCUACAGACUGGUCAAAGAAUGAGAUGCCUUUUGAUCUCUCUCUCUCUCUCUCGCUCACGCGCUCUCUCUCUCUCUCUCUCUCUCUCUCUCUCUCUCACCCAAAACCACAACCCUAUGGACACAGCCAUCUCACUGCUGCCCUGCCCAUCAGAGAGAGCCAGUACUCUGUGUCAUGGCUUAAGUGUGUGCUGCUCUCCCGAGGGACUGGGAGGUGGUGCACCUCCAAGUGUCUUUGAACUGACUGAGUGACAGACUCAUCCGUGGCUGUGCCUCUGCGAAACAAACACCCACCCACCCAGCGUGCUUUGGUCACCUCUGGGAGGGAGCUGUUAUAAAUGACUCCAUCUGUUGUAAUGCUUUUUCUUUUUUUGUCUUAAGUGUCCCGUGUUGAAUCUACACGGGUGUGACUGACAUGGUAAAAUGUAGGUACGGUUUUGAUACUUUUUAAUCCCAUUUAACACUGAUUUUCUUUUGGGUUUUUUUAAUUGUCACUGAAGAAUAUUGUUUAUAUAAACAUGUAUUUCAUAGUACAGAAAAAGUGCCCCCAUUGCCACUUGUUCUAAAAGGAAAAUUUAACAAACACUCAUAUUUCUUCCUUUAAAUAUUUUUAGCCAUGUUUAGUGAUUUAUUAAUGAGUGGAAGCAUAAUCUGAAAAAUAUAUGUACUGUUUUAUAGCACACAGAAAUAUGGGUGUCCCAGAGAACUGAAAUACCAGAACACUGAUGUAUUCAGACACACAGAGCAGCUUGAGCAUUUUUAAAUCAGUUUCUUAGUUUGAAAAAGCACAAAGUUUUACUUUUUCUUUCUUUUUUAAUAAGGAAGUCAGGAAUGUUAUUAAUCAUCCCAGCAUGCUUUAGAAACCUCUGUUUCACUGGACACGGUUGUCAUGGGAAAAGCACACUGCUAUAGUGUCAGCUGACCGUGGUGGGUGUGCCUUUUGGCCACUGAUUGCUGGGUCUGGUAGAGGCAGGAGAGGAGCGACGCGUGUGCUCCAGGACUCCUGCAGGACGUGUGGCUGGCUGCUUCCCACCAUGCAACUGCGGGACCCUUGGAAAUUCUCCACAUUUAUCUCAUUCACCCUUUUUCAUAUCAGGUUUUCUCUUUUUUGUUUUAUUGUUCCCCCUUCAAAGCUGUGAACAUUUUCUCUGUGUUACAGUAUCAUAAUUCUGGUUGGAAAUACACACAGCAACAUAGCCAAAGCAAACGAGUCUGUGGUGCCUUAGACUUCAUAAUCUUGGUUUGUUUGUCUCUGCUCUGGGAAAGAAUAUAUAAAGACAUAUAUAAAAUAUCUUGAUUAACAAAAUGGUGACAGAUACGUAAUCUCUUUUUAUCAGGCCAAGUAAUGCACAGUAUGUCAAUAAUAUUGUUUUUUCUGUAGUACACCAAAAAUACUGCAGUGUGUCAGCUGAGCACAGGUCACAGGUCCUGUUACAAACUUGUGCUGCACCAUAAAAGUGCCUUUGGUAUGGGCCUUUCCAACGUACACAAGAGCAACACCACAAUGCCUGAUUCUACACCUAAUGCAUCACAGGUCAGACACAUAAGGGAAAUGUGUCCAGUUGGCCUGACUGGACUGAAACCAAGCAGAAACUGAAUGUAGUGUGGAAAUGGGUUUUCUUUUUCUUUUCUUUCUUUUUUUUUUUUUUUUUUGUAAAGGUAGAAUUUAUUAAAGUAAAAUUUUCAGAACUCUGCUGUCAUGGUGGGAAGGGUUUGUCUGUGGAAACAGGCCGCAGCUGGGUCCUGAUUCACGGUGCUCAUGCACAAAUACCCAUUAACACAACACACUAGAAAGCUGAUAAAAUGCUUCUCUGUCUGCACCAACUACUCUCAAUUGAACAGCAAUCCAAAUGACUCUGAGGUGUAGUAGUAUCUUGUUGGCUGAAGAUUCAGUUAGAGCAGUUCUGUCAUCUGGUUCCCUUAACCUUACAUAAAGACCUUACAUAAAGUAUAUGCUCAAACCUGCCAGUUUGUGAACAGUUCCUUUUAAUCAGUCUUUAAACACAGUCCUCCCUGGUCUCUUUAUUCAGAACUCUUACAGGCUUGAUGGCUUUUCUCAUAGUAAGCCAGUAGGUGAUCUGCAGAUGUGCACACACAUGUGUGGACACACACACAGAGCUCCAGCAGCUUGCCCAGUGUGUAGCAUGUGCCCUGUUUUGCUCUGCACAGUAACACUUGUCUGUGGCAUGUGUGAACGUGAGACAGAACAAGUUGUACUAGGUGGUCAUUGUUACAAAGAAAGAGGGUUGGAAAAGCAGUGCACAACACCCAAGCCAGCACAGCUGCAGAACUUACCGAGGGCACUACUGCUAUUAGGGCACUAACAAAAAACACAAGACUUGGACCGUAACAAAUAUUACUGUUUCACCACACAGGAAAGGAGCUGUUUUGAAGGGGAGAUGUGUCGAUAUUGGUAUUUUGGCAGGUUUCCUCACAUACACCAGAAAGAGGCUUUACCAGACAUCUGCUAUAUCAUGGAUGCCAGCGCGGUUCUCUCAAGUCCUAGUUCCCUGUUUUGUGUUGGUGUGUGUGUACCUGUGUCUGUGGUGUCUUUGCAUUAGGAUGAACAGGGCAUUGGAGUAGGAAUGGGUUGAGGUUCUUGUUUGUUGUUCGGGGGGUAGAUGUAAAAUAAAACUACAGGUGUUGCUUAUGUAUUUUUUUUUUUCCUUUUAAGAUGAGGGGAAGGCACAAAGGGAAAAAAAAAAAAGAAACUUGACGUCUUUGUCUGGUACCACAAAUGGUUAUUUUG